GCUGCAGCCAUUCGAUCCGGAGGAGCCUUUGUCUUAACCCCCCGUCCCCUUCUGCUAGUCUUCGCCGGGUCAGUAGCGCGUGGAGUAAUUAAUAUUCUGAACAGUAGCCGUCCCUUCAGCCCGGCACCAGCCAACCCUGCUGUCCCCUCCCUGCGGCUUCUCUCCAUCACUUGCUCACGUCCUCUCUUCCGAAACCGUGGAACGUGGUCCAGGCCCGCGAAGCAAGAGGAGGUCACGAGACGCGCUCCGAGGCAGUCACGUAAAAUGAAGGGUUAAGCGUUCGAACCUGCACCCGCCCUCCCGCGAGGAGACGGAAGAACUUUCUUGAUUAGCAUAGUAUCUACCCCGGGGCCGCGCUGCGAGGCGGCGGCUGGGCUCGGCGCGGCCGGCCGGGGGGAGCGUGCACUCGCGUCUCGGCCGUGCCUUGACGCAGCACCUGCUUCUAAUCUGAGAGGACCCGAGGCUUGCAGCUUUGCCGAACAGGACUCUGUGGAAUGAAACAGAACAGAGAUCAAAAGGUCCGGUUCUUACUGGAAAGAUCGAAGUUCACUGUCAUGCCUGGUUUCUGCACGGUUGUUAAGGAGACGGGUAGAAACUUUCAUUCCCAUGAUGACUCACGUGCGCAGGCCGUGGGGAAACCCAGCAGAAACUAACUGGGAGCAGCCUGUAUCCCCCUUCUCAGCGGUACAGUUCAUCUCGACAGCCAGGGAGAGAGCCUGGAUGCUCAAGUUGGGGAAUGGCGGUCAAUGUGUAUUCUACCUCGAUAACCCAAGAAACUAUGAGCAGACAUGACAUCAUCGCAUGGGUUAAUGACAUAGUAUCUUUAAACUACACUAAAGUGGAACAGCUUUGUUCAGGAGCUGCCUAUUGCCAGUUUAUGGACAUGCUCUUCCCAGGCUGCAUUAGUUUGAAGAAAGUAAAAUUUCAAGCAAAGUUGGAGCACGAGUAUAUUCACAAUUUUAAGCUUCUGCAAGCGUCGUUUAAGCGAAUGAAUGUUGAUAAGGUGAUCCCAGUGGAGAAGCUGGUGAAAGGACGUUUCCAGGACAACCUGGAUUUCAUUCAGUGGUUUAAGAAAUUCUAUGAUGCUAACUAUGACGGGAAAGAGUAUGAUCCUGUAGAAGCACGGCAAGGGCAAGAUGCAAUCCCUCCCCCUGACCCUGGCGAACAGAUCUUCAACCUGCCGAAAAAGUCUCACCAUGCAAACUCCCCCACCGCAGGUGCGGCUAAAUCAAGCCCAGCGUCUAAGCCAGGAUCCACACCUUCUCGUCCCUCAUCAGCUAAAAGGGCUUCGUCCAGCAGCUCAGCAUCCAGAUCUGAUAAAGAUUUAGAAACACAGGUCAUACAGCUUAAUGAACAGGUACAUUCAUUAAAACUUGCCCUUGAAGGUGUGGAAAAGGAGAGAGAUUUCUACUUUGGCAAGUUGAGAGAGAUUGAGCUACUCUGCCAAGAACACGGGCAGGAAAAUGAUGACCUCGUGCAGCGACUAAUGGAAGUCCUCUAUGCUUCGGAAGAACACUUCUUGCAGGUGGAUGACGUCCUGGGGGGCCCUGCAAAGGAGAGAGCUGCCCCUGGCCUGCUGACGACCACAGAGGCCCCGGCUCAACAAGAGGGUCACCCGGAAGAGCCUGAGGCAGAGGACCAAGUCCACGAACAGCAGCCCCAGCAGCAGGAAGAGUACUGAAGCGUCCUGGCAGCUCUCGCCUUCAGUUUUGCGUGGGAACUUUUCUUCUGGAGAAACGUGUGGCCUCAAGCUCAACAGAAACCAGUUGUUCCCAGUCUGCCGUUACCAUCAAUCAACACACUGUUGCAUAUGCCAGCCACUGCGCUCGGUUCCCAUUUCCUUUGCCAAGACCCAUUAGCAGCCGGCCGUUCGGCGGCCUACCUGAGAGAUCACGGGGUCACAUAUCUUCUACUUCACCACUUGGCUGCUUGAGAUUGAUUCUGCUCUUUUCAUUUCUUUCCAGAACAACUCUCCCCUCCCCACUACCACUACCACCACCGCCACCACCACCACUCCCUUUUUAUCCUGGUGUGAAACAAUGGUAAUUUGAUAUAUGGUAUUUAUAUUGGCAUUUCUCAACCAGUGUCACUAGAUGUCACACAUUCGUGGUGCUUUGAUGUUUGCAAGUCUAACCUCUGAACAUAAAUUUGGUCAAAUAAUAAAUUGGAGCAAAGGGAAAGAGAUACUUGGAAAGCCAUAAGGACAGUAACUUGUUUUAUAGGGAAAAAGAGUUUCCCCCUCUCCUCCCAACAGUAAAGGGAAAAAAAAAAAAAUGGAAUCAAAACUAGGACUUCAGGGCCCAGCGGUAUUUCUCCCUGACCAUGGUAGACCACCACCCAGUUAGUUUUGAAAGACAUCCACUCAAGGACAACACCAUCUCAACUUUGCCCUCAAACUGCUUGCCCCUUCCCUCCCCACCCCCCAGGUUCUCAUGCUAGUUUCUUUCUCAGGGUCCUCUUUGGUGGGCAGCCACUCUUCCCCACAGUCCAGAGGGGAUCUGCCUAGGUACAGGUCCUCCUGCCUCUCUCCGGGUUUCAGCCCACAGCCUGUCCUCCCCACUAGGGGACUCCUACUACAGAAUGACUUCAGGGUGUGCGGCCCUGAGGGUCCCAGCCCUCCGUCGUGCUGCACGCUCGCUGGAAGUGAAGACCUCCUUCCUAGGAGCAUCAUUCCAAGGGAGACUCCUGAUUCUGAAGUCUGGUGUUGACACUGGAAUGACAGCACAGAAAAAUCUAGGACUCCCAAUACCUUCUGGAAUAAGGAAUUUCCCCUCCUUGUCCUUGACCUUUGAUAACCGUGGCAAUUGCUAAAUAGAGGAAACAUUAAUGAAUUAAAAAAGCAUUCCUUAUUUUUUUAACUAAUAUUUGCACAUUUUCUUAGUAUCUUUCCAAAUCUUCGCCUCUUCUAUUCCUUUGACAGAUGGUAUCCCUCCUCCUGGAUCAUUCGUUUCACUUGGUUUCUAACUUUAGAUUUACUUCACUUGUUAUUUGACUUAGCAGGUGCAACAACAACAAACAAGUGUGCCCGCCCCCACUUGCCUCUUAACUGAAAAGCUUAAAAUAAAUUUCUGAAAUAUGUAUCCUAAA
This is a messenger RNA of Canis lupus familiaris (dog), 3087 nucleotides long. It is a transcript of the gene MAPRE2, whose product is annotated as microtubule associated protein RP/EB family member 2. The record is from RefSeq and is a predicted model, not a curated record. Gene Ontology annotation, cellular component: cytoplasmic microtubule; microtubule organizing center; microtubule plus-end. Gene Ontology annotation, molecular function: microtubule plus-end binding. The coding region runs from base 737 to 1681 and encodes 314 amino acids. Lineage: Eukaryota; Metazoa; Chordata; Mammalia; Carnivora; Canidae. Gene Ontology annotation, biological process: spindle assembly; regulation of microtubule polymerization or depolymerization; protein localization to microtubule plus-end. The transcript is spliced from 10 exons.